AAAACAAGACUGAUGAGUACAAGGAGCCAGUAUGCUUGGCAGUGUCAUUCACAUCAUGUUAUUACAAUGUAUAGAUACCAGCUUCUUUACAUUUUUUGUAGUACAAGGAACCGCAUUUAGUUCGCCGCAAAUGAUUAUACUUAAACAACUUAAAUAAAAUAAAACCUAUAUUAAAAUAUAGCAGGAUUCUGAAAUUUGUAUGUAUACAAAAAUAAAAAGAGACAAAACAUGUUAGUCAAUAUUCAAAUUAAGCCUACGUUUGGGAUUUACUUUCGGAGAUAUAAUUCUAUGAAUUUUGAACAAAGAAUGACUUUUGAAUUGGCCAGAUUAGAAACUUACAAAUCAGCACCAACAUCUCUUCGAGCUUGGAGAAUAAAAUUAGCAAAGGAAGGAUUAUACUACAUAAAUGAUGACCAUAAGUGCAAGUGUGCUUUUUGUGAAUUUUUAUAUCAGUUAUCAUGGACUAACGGGGAUAAUCCAGAUGAUAUUCACAGAAGAUCGGAAGCACAUUGUCCAUUCUUACUUGACAGGGUAAACACAAACAACAUUCCAAUGCAUGCUGAUGAACGAACGCUAUUCCGGUCUCCAGCUUUUCUGACAUCUUCCUCCGGGAACCAUCAGCAUCCAGCUGUGUUUGCUCAUGGCUAUGUUGCAAUUUGUCAGACAGAUAGGCGUCACUACGUUGAAGAACUAAUGGAAGGCCCAAACAGUUUGAUGAGGCAAAUUAUUCAGUACAUGCCACAAAGGGAAGAUGAAUCAAAUACCAAUGUGUGCAUAAGUUCCUCAGAGAGAGUGGAUGAAGAACAGAGUGCUGGUCAAUCAGGCGAUGCAAGAUCAAACUCUCAAGUUAUACCAUUUGCAAAAGUUGUAGAGCAGAGUGAUGAACCAAAACAUCCAAAGUAUGCUUCCCGUUCAGCAAGACAUCAUUCAUUUGAAAAUUGGCCGAAACAUAGGACGCAUUCUCCAACAGAUAUGGCGUCAGCAGGAUUCUUCUACGCAGGAAGAAAAGACAUUUGUUGGUGUUUUUUCUGCGGAGGUGGGUUGGAAAACUGGGAACCAAAUGACAAGCCGUGGACAGAACAUGCUCGCUGGUACCAGAACUGUGCUUUUGUGCGACAGUGUAAAGGAGAAGAAUUUAUUAUAGAACAAAGACACAGAAAUUUACCAAAUGCAAUCAUAAACAAUCGGCAUCAGGGUCUUACAGAAGACUCGAGAAAUUCUGUAAUCAAGGAUUGUGAACUGAAUCGUCUGCCAGCUGUCAGAGCGGUAACAGAAAUGGGAUAUGACCUAUGUUUGGUAAAGAAAACAUACAAUGAUUUGCAAAAAGGUGCAACGACGGACAUCAAUGCAGCAGUUCUCCUUGAAGCAAUAUUUCAAAUACAGGAUCAAGAAUCUGAACUUUGACAGACACCUUAACAUCAAUUGACAAUGCUACAAAAGAGUCUCAAGGGUAUAAAUAUUUGUGAAUCUAACAGCCGAUAAUGAAUGCCAAAGUCAAUACGGUUUCACAGGAAAGAGAGGAGUAUUUUUUUUUCAUCUGCUCGUCUGAUUCUAUUAAAAAGAACAUUUUAAAACCGGAAACAUUAGAUUCAUUUAUUUGCAAAUACAUGUAGAUAAAUAAAGUAAUAGUGUGUUUUACAAAUGUAUAUAUUAAUAUUUCGCCAAAAGAAAUUCCAGUUUGACGUUUCGUGUCUUUGUCAAAACUUACAUUUCGCGUGACGGGGGCAAGUGGAUCCAAAAGUGCGAUUAGGACGCAAGAGGUUUUUACAGUGUUGCUUUCUUAUUGUUUAACCUUGUAUUCAUAUUUUAUUUAAAUGCGCAUUUUGCUUUAUGUACUAUUAACUACAAAGAGAAAUUGUUGGCGUCUUUGUCAGAUUUUCUAUCAACUACAAUAACUUUUAUGAUGGCGUCUCUGUCAGAUUUACUUGUAUGGUUGUAUGCAUUUUUAGUCAGUUGUGUUGUAUGUCUGUGACGUAAGUAUACACAGUUUUGGCUACUGGAUCCCAAUUAUUGUCACAUUAACCAAUUAUUAUAAAAAUAAGAAGAUGUGGUAUGAUUGCCAACGAGAGAACUCUCCACUAGAGACCAAAUGAUGUAGAAGUAAACAACUAUAGGUCGCCGUUUGGCCUUUACACUGAAAAAAACCCACACUGCAUAUUAAGCUAUAAAAGACCCCGAGAUGACAAAUGUAAAACAAUUCAAACGAAAAAACAAACGGCCUGAUUUAUGAACAAAAUAAACAAAAAACAAAUACUAUAUACAUGAACAAACGACAACCACUGAAUUACAGGAUCCUGACUUGGGAGAGGCACAUACAGAAUGUGUCAGGGUUAAACAUGUUUGCCUGCGCCAAACCUUUCUCCUAACCUGGGACAGUGAUCUAACAGUACAAUAUAAGAACAAACUAUAAAAAUCAGUUAAAAAGAGCCUCACUCAUCAGAUCGAUACAAAGCACAAAAAAAAACCCAACAAAGUACAGAUAUGAGAGUAUUUGCAGUUACUGGCAGCAGCUAGUUCAAAGCCAAUAACAACUAAUUAAAAAAAAUCAUGUAUCUAAGACUAAAAUGUCUGCUUGUGUUGCUCACCUUAUUUUAUAUAUAACAUAUAAGCAACUGCCAUAAGAGUUUAGAUAGCCAUAAACCCAGGUUUAACCCAUCAUUUUCGUCGGCGAAUGCCUGUAUCAUGCCAGGAGUUGUUUUUCAUUCGUUCCAUUGGUUGAUAUAGUCUAAUAUUUUAUUUUGUCAGUUUUUAUGGACUUCCUCCUUUUUUAGUUUACCUUGGAGUUCAGUAUUUUUGUUAAUAUUUUUUUGUAUAAUACGCUACUUUUUAUACAUGUAAUGAGAACAAUGAAAAUAAUUAAAUAUUACUUAUUUUGUUUCAAAUUGA
This is a messenger RNA of Mytilus californianus (California mussel), 2886 nucleotides long. Its product is annotated as death-associated inhibitor of apoptosis 1-like. Lineage: Eukaryota; Metazoa; Mollusca; Bivalvia; Mytilida; Mytilidae. Gene Ontology annotation, molecular function: cysteine-type endopeptidase inhibitor activity involved in apoptotic process. Gene Ontology annotation, biological process: regulation of cell cycle; negative regulation of apoptotic process. The transcript is spliced from 9 exons. Bases 229 to 1404 code for a protein of 391 amino acids. Gene Ontology annotation, cellular component: cytoplasm; nucleus; spindle microtubule. The record is from RefSeq and is a predicted model, not a curated record.